AUGUAUUCAAGUAGAAGUGAUCUGAAAUACAAGCAUCUGUACUUUGUUAAUGAGUGCAAUCCAGGAGGAAGCACAUCUCUUCAUUGUUACUACGACGAUCUCAUCAAUCUGUCCCCAUACCAGUAUGAGGAAUUCGUGGAUGAGUUUCUUGGUUUAGUUUUUGAAGAGUCAACACCAAAAGUUCCCAAUCAUGUAAUAGGCAUUGUGCAUAAUGCAGCUCAGAACUUACCUGAUUUGUUGGAACUAAUGGCUGAUGAUUAUCCAGAUUUAGUUGUCAAGAGGACAUUAAUGGGCAAGUCAGAUGUAGAGACAUUGAAAUUAAGUGAUUAUCGAAAGAUGGUCCAUGCGACUUAUUGCAAUGGUACAUUCAGAUGUGGUCCACUGUUGCAAGUGAGUUUAGUAGGAGCAACAUCGGAAGAGUGCGGGGAUUACUUUCCAUCUGUGCUCGACAUGCUACAGUCUAAUUUAUUUGUUAAGAAAACUCUGCCCUGGGGCGACGUUUCCUGUUUGGAGGGCAUUGAGCCUAACCUAAGCAAUGAUGGGCCAAUUCUUUGGUGCCGAUACGGAGAGCAAGUUGUGCCAACACAGGAUAUGCCCAAGUCAGCAACUCCAAAGAAAAAGGGCAUAAACGAACUAAAAAACCUUCAAUAUUUGCCUCGUUCUGGAGAGUCGAGAGAGUUUCUGAUUGAGGAUCGAACCAAAUGUCAUGCAGAUCAGGUUGGCGCCAUCCUCGAGAAGAAAACAACUGCUGCUGUUGGCAUCUUGAAGGCCACUCACGCUAGUAAUAAUAGUCAGCACAGCAACCGAAUUGUGAAGGAGGUUGUGUGCAUUGAUGCAUCACAUUUUGAAGAGAUGGUCGACCGAUUGAAGUUGGACCUGCACGAACCACCCAUGACCCAGUGUAUUUCAUGGCUGGAAGGCAGUCGACUUAACCAACUGCACAGACAGAACAUUAAGACGUCGACCAUCCACCUAAGAGAUAAUGACGUCUACUUCAUCCCCAGGAACGUCAUUCACCAGUUCAAAACGACCACGGCCUGCACCAGCGUCGCAUGGCACGUCAGAUUAAAACGAUAUCACAGAGAUGGCGGAUGUGGUUGUGGCAGACAGGGCGAUGAAGUUAGUGAUGUUCCACUCGUAGAAGAUAAAGGUAAUGGAAGUAAAAUUAAAAAAAGUUUAGCCCUUUCAGCUGAAAAAAGAUGA
Helobdella robusta is the source of this 1203-nucleotide messenger RNA. RefSeq lists its product as hypothetical. Lineage: Eukaryota; Metazoa; Annelida; Clitellata; Rhynchobdellida; Glossiphoniidae. The coding region runs from base 1 to 1203 and encodes 400 amino acids. Gene Ontology annotation, cellular component: nucleus. The transcript is spliced from 6 exons. The record is from RefSeq and is a predicted model, not a curated record.